Fibroporia radiculosa is the source of this 1545-nucleotide messenger RNA. RefSeq lists its product as uncharacterized. Gene Ontology annotation, molecular function: serine-type carboxypeptidase activity. The transcript is spliced from 17 exons. Gene Ontology annotation, biological process: proteolysis. NCBI's taxonomy places the organism in Eukaryota, Fungi, Basidiomycota, Agaricomycetes, Polyporales, Fibroporiaceae. The record is from RefSeq and is a predicted model, not a curated record. The coding region runs from base 1 to 1545 and encodes 514 amino acids.
AUGGUCUCUCUGUUGCAUCGACUGCCGAUCGCAGUACUGGCGUUCCUCGCUCUUGAGAAUGUGGGUGUUGGUGCCCGGCGGCUCAUGUCCAAGGCCGAGCUCCAUAUUCAUCAAGAGGAGGCAGCGAAGAGAUGGUCUGUACCACAGCGCCGGGCAAGCGGAGGUCCUGGUACCGUGCAGAACAUUACUUUCACAAACCCCCGCGCAGCAGAGUUUUACGUGGAUGGCGCGAACAUUCCACUUGUCGAUUUUGAUGUUGGACCCAGCUGGGCAGGACUUCUUCCAAUCAGCGAUGCACCCGAUGAGACGAGACAACUCUUCUUCUGGUUUUUCCCGCCUGGUCCCCAAGGCAGUCUGGACGACCUGAUCUUCUGGACGAAUGGAGGUCCUGGGUGUUCGUCGCUCGAAGGACUGCUACAGGAGCAUGGCCCGUUCAGCUGGUCAUGGGGUCAGGCCAAGCCCACACCUAACGAGCAGAGCUGGACGAACUUGUCCAGUAUCUUAUACGUGGAACAGCCAGUCGGGACAGGGUUCUCUCAGGGCGUACCAAAUAUCAAGAACGAAGACGAGCUCGCAGAACAACUCGUUGGAUUCCUGCAACAGUUCUUUAAUGUAUUCUCCGAGUUGAAUGGCAAGAACCUAUACUUGACCGGUGAAAGUUAUGCUGGUACAUACAUUCCUUACAUUGCCAACUAUCUCUACGACAACCCCAACCUACUGGACCUUCCUCUGAAGGGCUUUUGGAUAUCGGAUCCUUCUAUAUCCUGGGAUGUUGUCCAGGAGGAAAUACCUGCUGUCGAUUUCGUCCACAAAUAUCUCAACGUUUUUGCACUGAACGAAACCUUCAUGGAGUAUCUCGACGCUACGGCAGCGUCAUGCGGGUAUACUGGGUAUUACGAGAAGUAUGUUACCUACCCACCUCAAGGGCUGCUUCCCCUUCCAGGAUCUUCAGUCGAAUUCGACCCCGGAUGCGACGUUUGGGAUGCGAUUUUCAACGCCGCAUUGAUCACAAAUCCCGCGUUCGACAUCUACCGCAUCUUCGACACAUAUCCCAUUCUGUGGGACGUUCUUGGCUUCCCCGGCUCGUUCCCACAAACGCAGGUGUCUCCCCUCUACUUCAACCGCGACGACGUGAAGGCGCACAUUCACGCACCGAUGUAUGUUGACUGGACGGAAUGCUCAAACGUCAAUGUAUUCCCAGACGGGGACGCAAGUCUUCCACCAGUGUUCAGCGUUCUGCCGAGCGUCAUCGAGCGGAGCGAGCGCGCCGUGAUUGUACAUGGCCUGGCCGAUUUCAUUCUGAUUGCGGAGGGGACAAGAAUUGCUAUCCAAAACAUGACAUGGAACGGGCUGCAAGGCUUCCAAACACCCAUUGCCAACGACAGCUUCAUCGUUGAUGGCGUCGGGGCACUGGGCACGGCGCAUUCAGAGCGCGGUCUGACGUAUUUCGAAGUCGCGCUUAGUGGGCACAUGAUACCCCAAUUCUCGCCGGUGGCUGCGUUUCAGAUCAUGGAGUACCUCAUGGGCUUCAGAGAGAAUCCGUGA